Messenger RNA from Gryllus bimaculatus (two-spotted cricket), 5670 nucleotides. NCBI's taxonomy places the organism in Eukaryota, Metazoa, Arthropoda, Insecta, Orthoptera, Gryllidae. The record is from the annotation of a GenBank genome assembly.
UCCUGACCUAUUUCAUGUCCGAAAAUGUAGGUUCAAAACAUCUCCUUGCACCAAAUCAAUCAAGAAAGGAAAAUUAAUUAAAAUUCGUAAAUACACGAAGGCGCACGGCCUGGUAAGCAUGGAGUUCUGUUCAUUCAUGGCUACGUCAACAUGGCGGAUCAACUUGAAAGCGAGUCAGCUGCAGCUUUGUUGAGUUUUAAAAAUGGUAGUUUUGGCUGUAAAAGUGAGUUGGAUUGUAACACAAUGGAGGUCGAUAUGGAUGAAGCGCCCAUUCUUGGACCUGCUGCAUUGGGACUGCAAAGGGUUGGGGAAGAAAUGCCACCUCGACAGCCGACAACUCAACCUGGACUGGUCCUUAAUCGUCGGGGAAUGCCUGCACGUAUUCGAAAGAAGAAUAGACUCUUUUUUGAUGAUGAUGUGGUCAACACAUUACUGCCGCGGUCCACAAAACGUGGUGUGCGAGGAUCUCCGAAUAAAAAGAAUGCAACCACACCAAGCAAGGUGAUACAAACUCCAAUUAAAAAACAGCAUGUUCCACAACCGACAUUUAAUCAAGAGCCUCCUGCUCCUGCCACCCCGGAGCAACAUGAGGCAGCUGGUCCACCAACAUCUUCUCCAGAUCGCCGUGUAGGCCAGAGGAUAGGCAUGAGACUAAGAAACUUAUUGAAACUUCCCAAAGCUCAUAAAUGGGUGUGCUAUGAGUGGUUUUACAGUAACAUAGAUUUGCCAUUGUUUGAUGGAGACAAUGAUUUUAUGUUGUGUCUCAAAGAAGCGUUGCCUCAGUUGCGCACACGAAAACUUACGAGAGCAGAAUGGGCAAACAUACGGCAUAUGAUGGGAAAACCUCGGCGGUGUUCACAGGCGUUCUUUGAAGAGGAAAGAAGGGAAUUGGAAAGAAAACGAACGAAAAUUCGUUUGUUGCAACAACGUAAAACUGCUGAUGUGACAAAUUGCAAAGACCUUCCUGAGGAAAUUCCUUUACAAUUGGUGAUUGGCACCAAAGUUACAGCAAGAUUGCGAAGGCCACAGGAUGGACUAUUUACUGGCAGUAUAGAUGCAGUAGACACAUCAAACAAUACUUAUAGAAUUACAUUUGAAAGACAGGGUUUAGGAACACAUUCAGUCCCUGAUUAUGAAGUGUUGUCUAAUGAACCUCCUGAAACAAUUACUGUGUCAAGUUUUGCACAGAAGUUCCGUCCACGCAAUUUGUCUUCUUUCAUGACUCCACCUAGAUUACUACCUGCGCAUACUCCACGUCUUUCGGAUCCAAUGGUGGGUAGUGGAGUUGUUGGCAAGUCAAAGAGCAUUCCCUCUGAUGGAAUGUUAGGUGGAUUCCCUGUGAAAUGUUUGGAUAUGGUUGUUCGCCUAUCUAAAAUUCUUAAUGCUAAGAAAAACAAAAUAAAGAUUCUUAGAGAUAUGAAUGCUGAGGCAGAAAAAAAGAAGUCUUUUGGAGGUCUUAUUGCUGAAGACUUUCAGCGUAGAUAUGCGAAUACUGUGGUGGAAUUGGAGCGGUUGAAUCGUGACCUGCAAGGUUAUUUGACAUCAGUUCAAAAGUACUGCCAAGAGAUUGCCCCUGAGCCCAGCCAAGCGGCUGUUUUAGCUCCUGCUCAUCUACAAGAGAGGAGCCAGCGAGAAGCCAAAGAUAUGGUAGAGACCGCUAUUCAAACAAAGAACAUAGUGAAGAGCAAAAGGAUGGUUUCUCUCAUUACCCAGCUAACUGCUCUAAUGUUGCAAGUUAAAAGUCUUUCUGAAGCAGAUCGCAGUGCCUAUGAGGUCAAAGUUCUUCAGAGCUCAAUGGAAGAGAUACGUUCACAGUUGAGCCCUAAAAACCAGUACAAUUUCCAAAAUUCUGUGGAGAUUCAUAUGCAACAUAUCCAAAUGGGACUUUGUCACAGUGGAUCAUUUAAUCCACUUAUGGCACAACGAGUGUAAGGAUAAUACGUGAAUUUUUAUUGUAGUACAAACAAUUCCAAACUGGAAUCCUUUCUUUGGAUGAUACUCAUCUGAUAGGUUAUCUAAAAUCUUAUAAAAACUGAUUUUGUAGUAAUGUUGUAACAUACAAAACAUUCUGAGUAUCCAUUAUUUUUUUAAUCUUACAGCACUAUUUAGCUCUGAUAGUAAUCUUAAUUACAUACAAUCCUCAGGUUUUAUUUAUAUUGCUCUACCUUACGAUACAGCAUGUAAAUUAAUCCAUUUAAGGUUUCCAAUCAUUGGAUAUGUGCCUACAUGAUCUUCCUGCGAUAAGGAAAUAUUUUGACUAUUGCUAGAUGCAGUAAGUUUGAUUUCAAUUCUAUUUCUUUGGUGAGUUAGGUGUUAAAACUACUGUUAUUACUGUGACAAUUCGAUAAGAUAACGGCCACUUAGUUUUUAGUUUGUUUUGUAUAUUCUUAAAUUAAUUUGUAUACUUUAUAAUCGAAGUCUGUAUAUUUGACAAUUGUGUUCUAAUUACAAUUAAAAUGUUUCUGAAUUGACUAAUGUAUCGUAUUGAAAUUAUGGACUCUGCAAAUGAGAUAAUUAAUGUAUAUAAAUAUUCUUCUUUCUCUUUUUAAAAUAUUUUAAAAUGUAAUCAUAGUUACAUUAUUCUGGAUGCAAUUUUCCAAAAAUUAUUCUGUAAUCUUCCAUUUCAGCAUGGUACUUUUAUGUAUGAAAUAAAACUGGCAAGAAUGUAUAUGUAGGAGGCUUCCAUGUAGUGUAAUUAAUUACAUAUGUGAAAAGAAAAUUCCUUUUUACUAUACAAAGUUUACCAACAAACCAAAUACAUCUUCAUAGUAUUCUGUUGAAACAUCAGAGAAGACAAUUAGGUUUCUGGGCUUGUCUAUGCUUGUAGUACUUUAUUUUAUGUACUUUGAUUAAAAAAUGGUAAAAUUUGUUAAACACGGUUGCAUUCCUGUUAUACAUUUUCUUGUCAGUCGCAAUUAGUUAUGCAAAUCUUGUAAUAAUUUCCAAAAAGAUAAAAUCUUCAAUUAUUUAUGUAAAGUUGUAGAAUAUAUUUUGAAUUUUAAUAUACAAUAAAUAAUGAGAGAUGAGUGUAAAUUGGUUUUCAAAUGGAUAUGUACACAUGAAUAUUAAGUCUUUAUUUUAUUUUUGUUUUUAAGGGACAUGUAUUCCUAUUUUUAUUAAAUAAAUGUGUUAUUACAUUUAUUUGAACAGAAUCGUAUUCAUAUUAAAUUUUAGUUUUUAGUUAUUACUGUUGUGCCAAGUGAAACUUAAUUAUUGUGUAAAUAGAACAUUGACUCAAACUUCAUAUUAAUUGCAUCCUUUUGUGGAAUUGUUUCAGUUUCUUAGAAAAAAAUUAAUUUGUCUACAUGAUUUAAUUUGUUAUCUUGCCUCCUAAACACUGUUCUCUGUUCAUCCCUUGUUAUGUGAUCUUAAAUCUGAAUCUGUCUUGUGUUCUAAUAAGUUUUUGCAUAUUAGAUUAUGUAUUGUUAAGGUGGCAAAUUAAUUUGAAGUGUGGUUCCCUUUUAUUGACAGUGUAUAAUUUCUAUUUUUACAAUUUGACUUGUUAAAAUGGAGGAGAACAAAUAACUAUAAAACAAGAGAAAAUGUUACUAAAUAAAAUUGACAUCAGAGAGAACCUCUGAUAAAAUUCUCAGAAAUGUUUUUUAUCUCUGAGGCUGAAAGCCUUAAUCUUUUUUCCUGGACAAUUCUAUUUAAGUCUCUUUGAGCAUAUUAAUAUUGUUUUUUAUUUCUAGGAAGCAUUAUUUAAUUUGUAUUGCAAUACAUUACUUUACUUUUGUUUUAGAAAUAAAUGUAGAGAUGAGAGAACCUCUGAUAACAAAUUAUCUGCAUAAAUUGCAUCCCUUCUAAGUUUAAAAGUCUUGCAUUCGUAUAUUAUAGUGCCAAAGUUGCCAACACUAAAUGCUACUGGAGCUUUAUAAAUAGACCAUGGAUUUUUAGAUUUUAAAAUAUUCAUUUUAUGUGCCUUAAAUAGGUUCUGUUAGUAUCUCGGUUAGUCUUUUUAAAUGGUAGAAUUGGCAUAAAUAAAUCAGGAAACUUCCCAAAAACAUAAAUUUUGACGUUUUAUUUUAUAUAUUUUUCAAAGACAAAAAUAAAUCAAUUUUAUAUAGAAUCAGUAUUGUAUAUUUUGCAAUAACACUGUUUAUCAACAAGUUUAAUUAUUUGUCUUCUAGUUAAAAUUAUUCACAUCAUAAUUUGCCUGACAAUAAAUUACUAAUACUUUCUACAAGUUUUCAAGAGAAAAUGAAUGUCUCCUAUCGGUCAUGAUCACUUUUCUUUCACGGAAAUUCAAUUGCUUUAUCUUAGAAGCGGAGGCAGACUUUUCCAUGAAGUCAGGAAGUAGUGGCAUGGCGACUUUUGUCCCAAGAUGUUGGUCCUGUAUAAUCAUUUCUUGCUAUCUUACAGCAACUUAAAAUUAAUAUCAUCCUUGUCUGUUGUGCCAACACAGAAGAAAAAAGUUAAAAGAAGGGGGCACAAAAGAAAUUUGGCAAAUGUUUCCUUAUAGGAUUUUAAAAAUAUAAUAGUAAUUCACGUUGAAAUAGGCUCUCUCAGGUGUUAUAAAAUUGACAUGUUUUAGUUCAAAUAAUCUUAAAAUAUAUAUAUGAAACUUUAUUUAGUACAAGGCACCCAGGAUAAAAAAAUAGAGUUGUAUCUAAUAUCCACAGUCUAUUUAUAAAUCUAAAUAACAAUUCUUUGUUGUUGCAAACAUUUUUUAUUCAAUUCUCUUUCAUUACCUUCAUUAAAUAAAAUUCUCAUAGAUAUGAGAGAACUUGUAAUCAUUUCUGUUAUUGUUACAUUUUAAUAUCAACACUUAUUUAGAAUUCACACUGAAUAUUUAUUUGCAUGUGGUGUUGAAAUGCUGGAAACAUAUCUUGAAAGUCUUGCAGAUGAAUAAAUAUGUACUUUAAUAAUGAUCUUGUUUACGAAAGGAGAAAAUUGGUAAUUCAUCCUUUGUUGACUCAUUACAUCAUAUUUUUAUGCGAGUUCACCAUUGUGAUGAUACACCUAUAUUUGUCAGAAUACUGAUAAAAAGGCAGGGACCAGAAAUGCCUUUUGAUUUAAGUGUCUGUGGCAAUCACAACAAUUAUGUGGAAUAUUCUUUUAUUAAUGUGAAUGUUAUCUACAUUAGAAGUAUGUUCUUAAAUAUAUCAAUACUGUUUUUUAAUAUGCUAAUGAACAAUUUUGAUAAAACUUAUGAAAUAGCCGUUAACAAAUUGUAAAUGCAAUAAAUAGGAGAAAAUUAGCAAUUACUUAUUCAGAUGUUUACGAGCAAUAGGUGUGUAAUAUAGUGUUUUAUCAGCCUUACAAGGGAUAACGCUGUUCUAUUGUAGAAUGUGACAUUCCUCCAAUUCUUGAAUAUUUUUUAAAAGUUCAAAUGUGGCGUGAGGUUCUAUAUGUAAUUUUACAGUGAGAAAAAUAGUACGUGAAUGUUUUAGGGCAUAUAUGUAUGUAUAUGGGUAUCCAGGGAGGAAACAACAAAACUUCAAAACCAAGUUCUUAAGUCAAUUUAAGUAUACUUUUGUCUAAUAAACUCCUUCGAUAUUUCAAAUGGCUUAGCUAAAAUAAGCAUUCAUGGUCUUGAUUUGAAAAAAUACUUUCUAUGCAAAAACUUGUGUUUCAGAAACACAUAAGCACUCCAAAAACAUGUAAAUUGUUUAUUAUUUACAAAAAUGAAUAUAUUUGUUUACAAAGGAUAAUUAACGCUAAUAAAAC